Molecule: messenger RNA, 2608 nt
Organism: Drosophila obscura
Lineage: Eukaryota; Metazoa; Arthropoda; Insecta; Diptera; Drosophilidae
Gene: msi
Product: poly(U)-binding-splicing factor PUF60-B
Exons: 6
Coding region: 303-2297 (664 amino acids)
Cellular component (GO): cytoplasm
Molecular function (GO): RNA binding
Source: RefSeq, a predicted model, not a curated record
AAAAAAUAGUUGAGACAACCAAAAAAAAAGUGAGAGAAAGAAGAGAGAGAGAUAAGAACGAAAAUCAACCCAAAAAGUGAUUACGAUUCAAGUGAAUUUUCUUUCGGCGUGCGUUGGGAUAAAUAAAAGGCAGCAAAAUUUACUACAACGUCGCUUUUGGCAGCGCCAACUCCAGCAUCAACCCCCCCAGCGGCACAUCCACCACCACUGGGAGUACCAUUCAGUACCAGCAUCAGCAGCAGCAGCAGCACCACCACCUCCCAAGCAGCAGUAGCAGCAUCAGCAGCAGCGCCGGCAGAAGAAUGCUCUUUGAGAAUCCAGCGGUUGCGGCCAAGUUGCCAUUUCCAUACAAUGUGCCGCCGCCACUUCAGGCGGCAGCAGCAGCAGCGGCAGCUGUGCCAAAUUUAAGGUUUCAGACACCCAUUAAAGCGUUUGCCUGCCUGACAGCAGCCACAAGGUCAGUAUCUGAGAUGAAUGUCACAUCACUAUACGAGUACGCUGGCAAUCCCAUGGAUAACGCUGCCGCUGCAGCAGCAGCCGCCGCCGCCGGCCUUAUCGAUCCACACCAUCACCAUCCUGAUCUGCACAACGCCCUGGUCGCCUCCAUAGCCAACAACAGUGUGGCUGCCAUUAACGGCACCCUGACCACAGCAGCCGUGCUCAAGAGCGCCGCCGCCGCUGCCCAGCAACAGCAGCAAUCCCAGGUGCAACAGCAGCAGCAGGCACAAGGUGCCAUAGUGGCGCCUGGCCAGGAUCAGUCCCAGGUCGCAGCACAGAACGCCGCCAACGGUGGCGGCAAUCCCCAGCAGCAACAGCAGGUCGCUGCCCAGCAGGCUGCACUGGCGCUGCUCAAGGAGAAUGUGAAUGCAUCGGCGGCCGGACAGAAUGGCAAUGGCGGAGGGGGGGCCAAUCUGAGCAACAAGAGCGGCUCCUCGGGUCGCUCCACUCCCAGUUUGACUGGCGGCAGUGGCUCCGAUCCGGCUCCGGGCAAACUGUUCGUGGGCGGCCUCAGCUGGCAGACCUCCUCCGACAAGCUAAAGGAGUACUUCAAUAUGUUUGGCACCGUCACCGAUGUCCUCAUCAUGAAGGAUCCCGUCACCCAGCGCAGUCGCGGCUUUGGCUUCAUCACAUUCCAAGAUCCCUGCACCGUGGAGAAGGUGCUCAAGGUGCCCAUCCACACGCUCGAUGGCAAGAAGAUCGAUCCUAAGCAUGCCACGCCCAAGAAUCGACCCCGUCAGGCCAACAAGACCAAGAAGAUCUUUGUUGGCGGCGUCUCACAGGACACCUCGGCCGAGGAGGUCAAGGCCUACUUUGCACAGUUCGGACCCGUCGAGGAGACGGUCAUGCUGAUGGAUCAGCAGACGAAGCGCCAUCGCGGCUUCGGCUUUGUGACCUUCGAGAACGAGGAUGUGGUGGAUCGUGUCUGCGAGAUCCACUUCCACACCAUCAAGAACAAGAAGGUCGAGUGCAAGAAGGCCCAGCCGAAGGAGUCUGUCACACCGGCCGCCCAGCUGCUCCAGAAGCGCAUCAUGCUGGGCAACCUUGGCGUUCAACUACCCACAGCACCCGGCCAGCUGAUCGGAGCCCGUGGAGGAGGACUGGCCAUGAAUCCCCUGGCCAUGCUGCAAAAUCAGCAACAACUGCUGCAAUCUCCAGCCUCCGCUGCCCAGCAGGCCGCACUCAUAUCCCAGAAUCCGUUUCAAGUACAAAACGCAGCUGCCGCCGCCGCCUCGAUGGCCGCCAAUCCCGCAAACUUUGGCAAGCUGCUAGCCACAUAUCCACAGACUGCGCUGCAACAUGUCAGGUAUGCACCCUACUCGAUCCCCGCCAGCGCCGCUACUGCCAAUGCCGCCUUGAUGCAGGCCCAUCAGGCGCAGAGCGCCGCCGUCGCUGCCCACCAUCAGCAGCAGCAGCAACAGCACCAGAACCAGCAGCACCAGAACGCCCACGCCAUGGCCGCAGCGGCCCAGCAUCAACACCAGCAGCACCAACAGAAUCACCACACUGCCGUUGCCGCCUCAAAUUCUGCCUCGCAGGCUCACUCCGCCGCCGCGGCCGCUGCCCUGGCGGCCAAUGCCGCGAACGGAGCCGGCGCUGCUGGUGCACACAGCCUGGCAGCUGCCCAGCAGGCGGCACUUGUGGCCGCCGGUGGAAAUCAACUGAAUGCAUCUGCAGCUGCCUUGGCAGCGGCCGCCAAUCCGGCUGCCUACUCCAACUACGCCCUGGCCAAUGUGGAUAUGUCCAGCUUCCAGGGCGUCGACUGGAGUGCCAUGUAUGGCAUGGGCAUGUAUGUCUAAGCUUAGGAAGAGGGUUAUGUUUUUUGGUAAUUUGAAUGAAACAGAAACACACACACGACCCCCUAGUAGUAGCCCCCAUUAAAACGUACAUACAUACAUACAUCCACCCAUACCACACACUCACACUCACACUCAUCGAGAGAUACUCAUCUGAAGUUGGUUUUCCUUUGAGUUCGGCUUAGAUCGUAGAGAGAUCAGAUCCCCCACCCCCCACGCAGCAGAGGGGGCAUAUUAAGUAUUAUAUUUAAGGCGCUCGCGAAGGCGCUCAAUAAAUAUUAUAACUAAUAUAUAUAUAUAUACACAUAAACAAA